Molecule: messenger RNA, 746 nt
Organism: Nerophis lumbriciformis (worm pipefish)
Lineage: Eukaryota; Metazoa; Chordata; Actinopteri; Syngnathiformes; Syngnathidae
Gene: lg18h19orf25
Product: linkage group 18 C19orf25 homolog
Source: RefSeq, a predicted model, not a curated record
UGGGUGACGUAUUAUGUUGUGUGAAAAAGCGUAAGAACGCUUUCAGCUUCAUUUUGUGCACGGAUGGCGAAUUAGAAUGAAUAUAUCUGUAGCAGAUUAACUUGAGAAGAGCUCACUGAUGAAACGGUGACGCUUACCGGUUGAAAAGGUGGACUGAACAUGAUGAACAUGACUUCGAGAAGCAAGAAGAGAGUCCUGCUACCCAGUAGACCGUCCCCGCCCACCGUGGACCACAUCCUGGAGGACAUCCGGGCAGCUGCUCCCAGCGACCCGGUCUUCAGCAUCCUGGAGCAGCCUAAUGCGUCUUCCAGUACUGACGGAGACGUGGAGCGGACCUUCCAGCAGUGUCGGCGCCAUGUGGUUGUCAACCAGCAGCUGCACGAUGCUCAGGUCCAAUUGAAGCGUCAGAGGGAUGAGCUCCGAGCGGCCGGGGAGCGUCUGGACCGGGAUGUGUCGGAGGUCAAAAGCGGACUUCUCUGACCUGGACUAUCUCCAGAGACAAAGACUGACCCAUGAAUCUAGCAGCCAGACCUUUGCUGUUAGACAUUUAAACCACACAAGGACUUCCACUGGGAAUGCACAAUCAGCGGUAAUGCAUUAUAAAAUGGGAGCCUUUAACCUUCUCUUUUUAGGACUCCUGGUAUUUCUUGAGUUUUCUCACACGUUUGUGUUUUGUUUUUUCUGUUGUCAAGUUUGACAGUCUUCUUAGGGAUGUCAAUAAAUGCCUCACAGCUUCUGUACAACAA